Molecule: messenger RNA, 1323 nt
Organism: Pseudopipra pipra
Lineage: Eukaryota; Metazoa; Chordata; Aves; Passeriformes; Pipridae
Gene: PHYHIP
Product: phytanoyl-CoA 2-hydroxylase interacting protein
Exons: 5
Coding region: 254-1246 (330 amino acids)
Cellular component (GO): cytoplasm
Molecular function (GO): protein binding
Source: RefSeq, a predicted model, not a curated record
CCCUCCUCUGGAGGGUGUUUGCUAUUUCCGAGCUGGCUGGGAGGAUCCCAGUCGCAUCAGCCGCAGGCAGCGACGCGGCACCGCCGGGUACCACCGCGAUCCCACCGGCAUCCUCCGUCCUUCCCGCCUGGAUCAGCCCCGCCGGGGCUCCCUGUCCUGCCGCCCCUUCCAUUCUCUCACCCUGCCGCUCCACCGGCAUCCCACCGCGUCCCGGCAGCCCCCCGGCGCGGCCAGGAGCUCAGCCCCUCCGGCCAUGGAGCUGCUCUCCACCCCCAAGAACAUCGAGAUCAACAACAUCACCUGCGACUCCUUCCGCAUCUCCUGGGCCAUGGAGAAGGGGGACCUGGAGAGGGUCACUCACUACUUCAUCGACCUCAACAAGAAGGAGAACAAGAAUUCCAACAAGUUCAAACACCGGGAUGUCCCCACCAAGCUGGUGGCCAAGGCGGUGCCGCUGCCCAUGACGGUGCGGGGGCACUGGUUCCUGAGCCCCCGCACCGAGUACAGCGUGGCCGUGCAAACGGCCGUCAAACAGAGCGACGGGGAGUACCUGGUGUCCGGCUGGAGCGAAACCGUGGAGUUCUGCACCGGGGACUAUGCCAAGGAGCACCUGGCCCAGCUGCAGGAGAAGGCAGAGCUGAUCGCCGGCCGCAUGCUGCGCUUCUCCGUCUUCUACCGCAACCAGCACAAGGAGUAUUUCCAGCACGUCAGGAUGCACUGCGGGAACGUGAUGAAGCCGUCGCUGAAGGACAACAGCGGGAGCCACGGCUCCCCCACCAGCGGGAUGCUGCACGGCAUCUUCUUCAGCUGCAACACCGAGUUCAACACCGGGCAGCCCCCCCAGGACUCGCCCUACGGCCGGUACCGCUUCCAAAUCCCGGCCCAGCGCCUCUUCAACCCCAACACCAACCUCUACUUCGCGGACUUCUACUGCAUGUACACCGCCUACCACUACGUCGUGCUGGUCCUGGCGCCCAAGGGCUCCUCCGGGGAUCUCUUCUGCCGGGAGCGCCUCCCCCAGCUGGACAUUUCCUCCAACAAGUUCCUGACGUGCUGCGUGGAGGAGGGCGAGCUGGUGUACCGCCACGCCCAGGACAGCAUCCUGGAGGUCAUAUACACGGAGCCCGUGGACCUCGCCCUGGGCGUGCUGGGGGAGAUCAGCGGCCACCAGCUCAUGAGCCUCUCCACCGCCAACGCCAAAAAGGACCCCAGCUGCAAGACGUGCAACAUCAGCGUGGGGCGUUAAAGGGGGGAGGAGGAGGAGGCGGGCAGGGCCGGGAAGGGGGAUGGGCGCCCGCCCUGGGGGCUUCUCCCACGGACACU